AUGGCAGCAGUGGCGGCAGCGGUGGCAGGGUUCCAAGCGGAAGCCAAGUGCCCCAUCUGUCUGGACUACCUGAGGGACCCGGUCACCAUCGAGUGCGGGCACAACUUCUGCCGCUCCUGCGUCCAGCAGUCCUGGGCAGACCUGCAGGACAGUUUCCCGUGUCCCGUCUGCCGCUACCGCUGCGAGGAGGGGCACUUCCGCAGCAACACCCAGCUGGGCAGGAUGGUGGAAAUCGCCAGGCUGCUGCACAGCCCCAGAGGCAAUAAAAAGGGGCAGGAAGAGACGUCCUUGUGCGACAAGCACAGCCAGGUCCUGAGAGCUUUCUGUGAGGAGGACCUGGAGAUGCUGUGUCCCCUGUGCACUCAGGCCCCGGAGCACCGCGGCCACCACGUGAGGCCCGUAGAGGAGGCUGCCUCUCAUCACAGGAAGAGGCUCCGCGGUUACAUGGAGGCCCUGAAGAGGCGAUUGGCAGACCUUCAAAAAUUAAUAAGCAUUCAAAGGAAAAAACCCUUGGAACUGAGAGAGAGGGUGGAAAACCAGAGGCAAGAAUUAUCCUCUGAAUUUGAGCACCUGAACCAGUUUUUAGACCGUGAGGAAGAUGCAAUGCUCUCCAGGUUAGACGAAGAAGAGAAGGACAUUGAACAGAAACUCAGUGCCAACAUAACAGCAUUUUCAAACUACCUUUCCACACUCAAAAGUCAAUUAAGUAAGGUCGUAGAGCUCAGCGGGCUGUCUGAAGUGGAAAUGCUAUCACAAAUUAAAGUUUUCUACAGGUCUGAAAAUGAGGCUAGCCCAUCAGUCUUCUCGAUUCAUUUGAGGAGAGAAGGCUGCAGUUUUCCUCCCCAGUAUUCGGCCCUUGAGAGAAUCAUAAGGAGAUUCAAAGUAGAUGUGAUGCUAGACCCCGAAACGGCACACCCGAACCUGAUGGUCUCUGAGGAUAAGAAAUGCGUGAGAUUUACAAAGAGAAAACAAAAGGUUCGUGCUCUUCCAAGAAGAUUUACAGGCAGACCGGUUGUCCUCGGUUUUCCGUAUUUUCACUCUGGCAGGCACUUCUGGGAAGUGGAAGUGGGAGACAAGUCUGAAUGGGCCGUUGGCGUGUGCAAGGACUCUCUUCCCACGAAGGCCAGGAGGCCACCAUCGCCCUGGCAGGGGUGCUGGGCGGUCCGGCUGCAGGACAGUGGCUACGACGCCCCCGGAGCUGUUCCAGCCCCUCUUCUAGACGUGAAGGACAGAGUCAUUGGCGUUUUCCUGGACUACGAGCUGGGUGAGAUCUCGUUCUAUGACAUGGCCGAGAAAUCUCGCAUCUGUACUUUCAGUGACACCUUCAGUGGACCUCUUCGGCCUUAUUUCCGGGUAGGACCUGAUUCAAAGCCUCUCAGGGUUUGUACAGGAGCAGAUUGUGAAUGA
Molecule: messenger RNA, 1407 nt
Organism: Lemur catta (Ring-tailed lemur)
Lineage: Eukaryota; Metazoa; Chordata; Mammalia; Primates; Lemuridae
Product: putative tripartite motif-containing protein 75
Exons: 1
Coding region: 1-1407 (468 amino acids)
Molecular function (GO): zinc ion binding; protein binding
Source: RefSeq, a predicted model, not a curated record